Drosophila obscura is the source of this 3795-nucleotide messenger RNA. RefSeq names its product REST corepressor (gene CoRest). Lineage: Eukaryota; Metazoa; Arthropoda; Insecta; Diptera; Drosophilidae. The record is from RefSeq and is a predicted model, not a curated record. The coding region runs from base 630 to 2945 and encodes 771 amino acids. Gene Ontology annotation, cellular component: histone deacetylase complex; transcription regulator complex. The transcript is spliced from 11 exons. Gene Ontology annotation, molecular function: transcription corepressor activity. Gene Ontology annotation, biological process: regulation of transcription by RNA polymerase II; negative regulation of DNA-templated transcription.
GUUUUUUCAGCCUUAGUUUAAAAAUUCGGGCAUUUCGGCAGUUUUACCGUCUAUUCUGUUAAAUAAACUCAAAUUUAAAGAUAUGCUAAAUUUUCAAAUCAUGGAUUGUAGAGCUUUACGCGAAAAUCGCAAGACAAAUUACCAACGCUAAACAUUAAACCAGAUCUAGCGACAGACAAAGCUACGCUACGGUUGUUUGAGUCAAAGUGCGCUGAAAUCAAAUCCGCCAGAGACGUACGCGAGCGGUUUUUUUUUUCGCAUUUCAGUUUUGGUUUCGGUUACCUGCGCGAAACAACCCAGCCGUUUUUGUCGUGUUUGGUUGAGCGUCCCAAUGACUCGAAUUUAAAAAUAAAAAAUUUUACCACAGUUAUUGUCUGUGGGUCUGUGCAUUGUAUCAUUCUAUGAUAAGGGACUACAAAUUAAAGAAAUACGUAAGCGAUAGCGAAAGUGAGCGUCCAUUUCUUUUGUGCAGCACUCUAGCGCGGGUUUUCAAUUGUCCGGGUGGAACGCUGCGGUCGGUCAGCCUGAAAGUUUUCGGGAUCGUUGUAUUUCUCUUUGAGACGGCAAUAUUAAUUUAAAUUAGCACACUGGAGAAGGUAAAUAAACGCGCCCAGCUCAUACGGGACAAAAUGGUGUUGGCUGAGCGCAACACCACGGAUGUGGUGCGAAACGGACGUCGGUCGCGUGGACCCAGCCCAAACACGAAUACAACUGGUGGUGUCGCCUCUAAUGCAAACAUAGUUGUCAGCGGUGGUGGUGGGGCUGGGGGUGGUAACCCCACAAAUCCCACAUCCAAUGAGAAGGCCUCAACGCUCGUACCGGGUGCGGGCACGCCGGAGAGCUCAGACGACGACAACUCAACAAAGCGCAACGGCAAGUCAAAGGCCAAGCAGUCUGAGUAUGAAGAAAAAAUUCGCGUUGGACGCGACUAUCAGGCGGUUUGUCCCCCACUCGUCGCCGAAGUGGAGCGCCGCCCUGAACAAAUGAAUGAACGCGCCCUCUUGGUCUGGUCGCCAACAAAAGAGAUACCAGACCUAAAACUCGAGGAAUACAUUUCAGUGGCAAAGGAGAAGUACGGAUACAACGGUGAACAGGCUUUGGGCAUGCUGUUUUGGCACAAACACGACUUGGAGCGGGCCGUGAUGGAUUUGGCCAAUUUUACACCAUUUCCUGAUGAGUGGACCAUUGAGGACAAAGUCUUAUUUGAGCAGGCGUUUCAGUUUCAUGGGAAAAGCUUCCAUCGCAUACGUCAAAUGCUACCAGACAAAUCAAUCGCAAGUUUGGUGAAAUACUAUUACUCGUGGAAGAAGACGCGUCAUCGUAGCAGCGCAAUGGAUCGACAGGAAAAGAACAUAAAGGUUUCUGUCAAGGAUGGCUCCGAGAAUGGCAGUGAAGUAGGCAGCAAUGAGGAGUCUGAUAACGAUGAUAAGAAGGGCCAUAAUAACAAUGGUACAACCAACAACAGUAAUAGUACUAGCAGCAGCUGCAUCAGCAACAAUAAUUGCGACAACAAUAAUGGAGGAAGCAACAGCAGCAACAACAGCAAUGACUUGGACGCGGAUCAAUUGUGCAUCUACACUUCGAACGCGCUCAGCGAUGAUAUGCUAGGCUAUGGUCUGUCAACCGAAGCUGCAGCCAAUGGCACCAACAGCAACAAUGGAAACGGCAACAUUGGCGGCGAUAUCAACACCGACGACAAUUCGCCGCGACGAGUGGUUGUGGGCGGUUUUUGUAAGACGUGCAAUGUGGUUUGCCAUGUUCUAUACGAUUCGCCAUUGGGGCGCAUGUGUAAAAGUUGUCAUACGCAUUGGAGACGUACCGGAAAUCUUCGUCCAAUCUCCGGUCCUGAGAGCAAUGCACCCAGACGUUCUAAUCACAACAGCGCCGCGACUGUGGCUGCCGAUCGCUCCAAACGAAAACCACCCAAGGGCAUGUAUAUCAAUCAUGACGAUCUCACUGCCCUCGCAACCUGCAGGAACCCCAGCGUGUAUUUAGCCGAACGUGAUCGAAAGAUCAACGCAUUAAUGGCUGAAAUACAAAAAAAUAGACAGCUUAUGGAGCUGUUGGAUAAAGAAUGCGAUGCCAUCAAUGUUGAGGAUGUUGUAUCUAAGCCAACGAUAGCGAUUUCGGAAGCGCCCACUGCGCAGCCGCGCACGUCGGCUCGUUGGACUCCGGAUGAGAUCAAGGUGGCGCUCCUGGUCUUGCGCGACUAUGGAAAGAACUAUCCGAUGAUAGCGAAGCUAGUGCCCACCAAGACGGAAGCGCAUGCCCGAACCUUCUACUUGAAUAAUCGGCGCCGAUACAAUCUCGACCAGAUCGUUAAGGAGUAUGAGGCUGGAAAGUCUGAAGAGUCCGGUGCUGAAGAUGGGAACGAACAUGAGGGAUCAGCAGCAACACCCAAUUCAGGUUCAGUCAUCAAUCCGUUUACCGAUGCCAGCAACAACGGACUUAACCCUGAUCAGGAGUUACAGGCUAAAAUGGAGAAGCCCGAACUGGGAACAGCUCCAGUAAAAAGCGACAGCAGUAAUACAGCAGUUAUCACUGCCAUUGCAAUGCACGCCGCGGUUGUUAAUUCAAACAGUAGCCUCGUUGCCGUAAGUACCGGCAACAAGUCUGCUACAAUCACCAUUAUGGAUGAGUCUGAUACCGGCACUAACUCGAGUAGCGAUAUGGUCACCAGCAGCACCAAUACCGGUGUUGCCGUCUCAUCCUCGUCACUAUCGAGCGUUAACACUCCACCCGCGCUCAUAUCGGUUGAACAGAAAGAGCCCGACAGCGAAGAGUUAUCCGCACCCAAUCACAGUUCAACAGCAGAUGCUGCUGGAGCAAAUUCGGUCACAGGGGUGACCAUUGCCAAGCGCGACAUCUCCACCGUGACGUCUGCCGAACAGCCCCCAGCCAAAAAAGUAGCACUCUGCGCCAGCGUGGAAUUCGUCGAGAACUAAAGGACCUACGGAGCUCGGUGCUGUGUUCACAUAAGAUAUAUAUAUACAUUUAAAUAUAUACCGAUACAUACAUAUAUAGCCAACUGUUGUGCAGCCGCCUCAAUCUGCACUCAAGCUGAGACAUCUUGUUUGAGCCGAAACCACCGGUGAUUAAUACAGACACACGAAUAUGCCGUCAGUCUGGGUGUAGGGGGUAUUUCUAAUGUUUUUUUUUUUUAUUGAAUUGACUACAUAUACUGUUUUUCUUUAUAUUUCGUUUUUGGGACGCAUUUAAUAUAUAAAAAGCAUCACAGCAUGACCUAGACCUAAAGCAAUUACAUUACAUUCGUAUUUCGAAUUACACUGAAAUUGAUUAGACAGGCAGAUGUGCAUAUUUUUUGACGGAACAAAGUUGCUGGAGUUGGAUGAAAAGAUAAAGUCUUAAAAUACUUUCCUAUAAAUUUAUAAGUGCUGCGUAGUCGGGGCUGUAUAGACCACAAAAACUAACGAAAAGUACACAGAGAAGUUACUACAGAACCUGUGUGUAAUAUUAAUAUAAUUAAUAAUAUGAGUAUAAACGAAUUACACAAGUGUAAAUUAUAAACUGUACUGUCACUUUUUUUUUUGAGCUGUAAUUAGCAUUUAAUGAAGAACUUGGCAAAGUCUUGAAACCAUCACUAGACAGCAAGAUGGGAUGUAUUCCAAGCGAUAGGACAGCUGAAUCCAGUCUCUACACAUAUAAGAACGGCAAAGAGAUUGCUCGACUUCAACUGCAAAUUGCUAUUAGAUAAAUUACAAUAUAACUGGACAAAAUGUAUACAAAAGCGACAUCCAUUUAAAAGCAUACAAAUAAAUACGUUAUAUUAAAUAA